This is a messenger RNA of Wasmannia auropunctata (little fire ant), 2677 nucleotides long. Its product is annotated as thiamine transporter 2-like. Gene Ontology annotation, molecular function: vitamin transmembrane transporter activity. Gene Ontology annotation, cellular component: plasma membrane. Gene Ontology annotation, biological process: transmembrane transport; vitamin transport. The transcript has 7 exons. NCBI's taxonomy places the organism in Eukaryota, Metazoa, Arthropoda, Insecta, Hymenoptera, Formicidae. The coding region runs from base 169 to 1605 and encodes 478 amino acids. The record is from RefSeq and is a predicted model, not a curated record.
AUGCGAAUUAUUUUGGCUUGAUUUUAACGGAGCACAGCGGAGCAAAAGGCAGUAGUGGAUGAUACAGCGUGGGAGAACGUACAAGAAUUUUUCAAAAGAUGCAUUGAAGAUUUUCUUAAAUUUAUUAAGAUAAUUCAUUGAACGACGCACAAGUAUUCACAAGGCAAGAUGCAUUGGCUCAAGAUCUCAUUUAUCUUGUGCAUGUUUGGAUGCUUUAAGGACUUCCGGCCCUCUGAAUCAUUUGUGACAGAUUAUUUAACUGGACCAUGGAAGAACUUUACAGAUGAUCAAGUGAAUCAGGAGAUCAUUCCUGUGUCCACAUACAGCUAUUUAGCAACAUUGAUACUUGUCUUCUUGAUCACAGACUUCGUCAGAUACAAGCCUAUCAUUAUAUUGUGUGGUUUCUCCGGCGUCGUCACGUUCCUCAUGAUAAUACUCGGAAAAACUGUGAUAGUAUUCCAGAUUCUGGAAUUCUUUUAUGGCCUGUAUAUGUCCACAGAGGUAGCCUAUUAUACUUAUAUAUACGCCAAAGUGGACAAGAAACACUAUCAAGAGGUGACCGGGCAUACUAAAGCAGCCACGCUGUUUGGCCGCAGCAUGUCUGGCUUUGUAGCGCAAUUAACAGCUUCCUUCGGCUUACUGAACUAUCACCAGCUCAAUUUUAUAACUCUUUCAGCUAACAUUUUCGCGACGGUCUGGGCGCUUUUCCUGCCUUCUGUAAGUCAAUCGAUGUACUUCCAUCGCAACGGUAUUUCCGAUGAGGAGCAACGGAAAGGUGCGCUCGAUCAUCAGUCGCAACAUUCAAGUAAUCCGCGAGAAUCGCCCGAUAUAGAGAGUGGCGAAACAAAGUGUUGUUUUACAGUGUUAGGCGGGCCAUUGCUUCGCAAGAUCAGAAAUGCGUAUGCGCUGCUGUGGAAACACUUCGUGCAGGCUUAUACCAAUUACCGCGUGGCCAAGUGGUCGGUCUGGUGGGCACUGGCCACCUGCGGCUACCUGCAGAUCAUCAACUACAUUCAGCUCCUGUGGCGGACCGCGGUGGGUCCGGACGACAUGAUCUACAACGGUGCCGUGGACUUCAUCUACGCGAUUGUGGGUGCAGUGACCGUAUUUUGUGUAGGGAAGAUACAAUUAAAUUGGACCCUAUUAGGAGACAUGAUGUUGUCCGUUUUCUCGCUCCUAGAAGGCGGCAUACUAUUGGGAUUAUCUUACAGUUACAACAUUUGGUUUCUAUACGCCGGCUAUAUCAUAUGCGGCGUGAUUUAUCACACUAUGGUCACUGUUGCAAGCUUCGAGGUCGCCAAAGACAUAACUGAGGACAGCUAUGGUCUUGUGUUUGGGAUAAAUACAUUCUUCGCGUUACUAACGCAAAGUUUACUGACGUUCGUGGUCGUGAAUACGCUCAUGCUGAAUAUCAGGCAGCAGUUUUUCGUCUACGGCAGCUACUUCCUCGUUCUGGCCAUAAUGUACAUUGUGAUAGGCGUCAUCAAUAUCGUGCAGCACUAUCGAAGCGGCGCAGGCUUCCACGUGUGGCUCAGCGAUGACGAUAAAUCCGCGAGUGAUGCGAGUAACAUUGAGCCGUCCAAGUCUGAGCACGAUGGCAGUUGAGGCAGACGCAUCUUAACUAUCAAUUCAAUUUGUAGCUCGAAUUACGCACAUAGUUUUUUAAUUAUUGAAUUAGUCUACGCCGUGAAUAUUAUUUUUAUAAAACAAUUGUUUUAUAUAUAUGUUCUUUUCGCGACGUGCCGUUGUUCCUAAAAAUUUUAUACAUAGAGAUUUAUUGUACAUACAGUAUACGCGCAGUAUUAAAUUGCGAGGUAGUUAUUUUUAUAGAAAAAUCGAGAUACUUUGCACUAAAUGCCAAAAAUCGUUUUUUCAAUUUCGUUUUCAAAGCAACACAAGUUUCGUGAACAAAUUAUAGAUUUGAAAAUCUUUUUUGAAAAAGAAAAGUGCAAUAAAACCAAAUAUUUUUAAAUAAUAUUUAAAAAUUAAUUUUAAUAUUAAUAUUUCAAAACUUAGUUUCAGUUUUAUUUAAGAUAAACUUAAAAUAACAGAUUUAAAAUCCAUUGAAGUUCGUCAACUUCAAUGGAUCAAUCUAGUAUUAUUAUGACUUAUAUUAUGCUUCGUGACGAAGAGAUGAAUGAUAAUUAAGUUUAUAUUAAUACAAUCUGCAUUUAUCUAUUUUCUUCACACAAGAGUUUCUUGUAAAAAGAAAUAAUAAUAUAAUGUAUUUAUAAAGUAUCUCUAUUUUAGGAAAUUAUCUUGAAAUACGUUUCUGUUGUUUUAAUAUGAUUGAUAUUUUGUUGAACAAAAUCCUGAUAUCCGAACGAAAUGCGAAUCUUAAAUUGUGAUUAUGUUCUAAAAUCUUUUUUCAUUUACUUCCUUAGAUUAUAAUGAUAAUGAUAAAAGAUAAUGGUUUGUACAAAGCGGUUGAUUAAUUUUAAACAUAAAUUACUUCGAUCAAUAAAGCCAUUGUUAGAUAUCGUGAUACUACCCACUUUAUCAAAUUUUUAAUCUAUAAAUAUCAAGUUAAUCUUCAGAUAUCCGGAAAAAGAAAUCUCUACGUGUUCUAAUUGAGAAAUUUAUUUUCAAUAAACUUCAUAUCAUGUAAAAUAAACAAGAGUUCGAUUUGAUAUUGCUAAUUAACUUAACAAGUGUAAUAAAUUAAAGAUGGAACAAA